Molecule: messenger RNA, 282 nt
Organism: Peronospora belbahrii
Lineage: Eukaryota; Oomycota; Peronosporomycetes; Peronosporales; Peronosporaceae
Source: the annotation of a GenBank genome assembly
AUGGGCUUUGACAACGAAUUCGAUAGUAGCCACUAUUGUGGGGGCGUUCUUAUCACGCACAGGCAUGUCCGGACAACGGCAUCGUGCCGUAUAACGAGUGAUCAUGCGUAUGUGUCUGUUAAUGCACAUUUUAAUGAAGGUAAUGAAGCAAAGCGUAGCAAAACUGAGCUGCAACAACUGCGUCAGCAGGUGAUUACCAAUGAGGCGUGUCGUAAGGCGUUCAUGAAUUUCAAGGAGUUUCGUAAUCAUUUUGAACCUACCAGUUUGUCUGAGGUAGUGUGA